This is a messenger RNA of Lucilia cuprina (Australian sheep blowfly), 5482 nucleotides long. RefSeq names its product dynactin subunit 1. The transcript has a single exon. Gene Ontology annotation, molecular function: microtubule plus-end binding. The coding region runs from base 343 to 4071 and encodes 1242 amino acids. Gene Ontology annotation, cellular component: cytoplasm; microtubule plus-end; nucleus. The record is from RefSeq and is a predicted model, not a curated record. Gene Ontology annotation, biological process: cytoplasmic microtubule organization. NCBI's taxonomy places the organism in Eukaryota, Metazoa, Arthropoda, Insecta, Diptera, Calliphoridae.
GAGAAAGGGAGAGAGUAGAAAAAACAGCAACAAGAAGUUGCACAAUUGUUUGCACACACACACAUAAACGACAACUAAAACAGUUAUACAAAUGUCAGUCGCCAUAUUGCAGAUACUAACGCCUUUUGACUUUUUAACUCGUGAAAAAAGUGAAGAAAAUUUAAGAAAAUAUUAAGAAAGUAAUAGAAAAAAUUAAAUAAACUAUUAUUAAAUAACUAAAAAAGAAAUAAAAGUAAAUCAUUUUAAGUAACUUGAACAAGAAUAAGUUUAGCAGAGUAUAUUGGUGAGCUAUGAGUGUGGUAAUGCUGAUGAUGAUGCAUUGUUUGUCCAGGUGAAUGAAUCAUGAAUAGCAGCCAACCAACGCACCACUUUAAAGUUGGUCAAACUGUGCAAAUAGCUGGCAAACAUUUAGAAGGACGCAUUGCUUUUAUAGGCAAUACUAGCUUUGCUCCUGGCAAAUGGAUUGGUGUCGUAUUAAACGAAGAACGUGGUAAAAAUAAUGGCAGCGUUAAGGGUGUUAAUUAUUUCAAGUGUCCAGCCAAUUACGGCAUCUUUGUAAGACCCACACAACUGAUAAUGAAGAAAUCUAAUGUUAUAGAGGAAACUAAUGUUAAUAGAAGAAUGGAGGAAACUGGAAAACCGACUAAAGAAGUGGCCACCAAGAAGAAUACGACGGCGGUGGUGGCAACAAAAGUGCAAACGGCGGAGGGGAUGGCUGCUGCGGCGGCCAACUUAAAGAAGAUAACUAAACAGCCCACGGCUACCAAUCUACUCAAGACUACUAAGAUAAAUCAACCCAAAGAGGUGACACCCUUGCAACCCAGCACUAGUCAAGUGUCCUUGGUGCAAACCGUGGUGCCAGGCCCUUGUCGCACUCUAAGGCCGCCACCGGCUUUAGCACCCAAACGCAGUAAAACCUCCAUGAGUCCCUCGGAAACAUUUUGUUGUGCCAAACGUAGCUCAUUUGUUGAAACCGGUUUUCUAGAGAUUUUAAGACCACAAUUUACACCGGGACAACCAUUACGCUCGCCUACCUUUAGCACCAUGAUGUUAAAUUCUAGCUCCAGUAAUUUACAGGAUCUCAAGCAGCAAAAUAAACAAUUGGAGGCCAGAAUUGUGGAGUUAAAUAAGGAAAUUGAGGUCUUAAAAUCUCAAAAAACCGAAGAUAUACGAAAACUACAAGACAUGGAACGUUUGCGUUUACAAAAUGAACAAUUAAUGGAGUUCAAGGUGCGUAUUAUGGAUCAGCAGACGGGUUUGCAAAGAGAACUGCAACGUUUGAGACAGGAGUUGAGAGAGGUAAAUGAGGCUAAGGCCAAGUAUCAGCGAGAGUUAGAUGAGGCGGCCGAGAAUAUAGAACUAUUAACGUUGGACAAAGAAAUGGCCGAGGAAAAGGCUGAAACCUUGCAGCUGGAAUUGGAAAUGUGUCAAGAGCAAAAUGAGGAAUUGGCUUUGGAUGUGGAGAUCUUGAAAGCGGAAAAUGAACGCAUGUUAUUGGGCUCUGCUAAUAAUCUGAUUAACAAAGAAGAAAUCAACAAUUCAGUGGGUGAGAUACGCAAACUGGAGCAAUACAAUCAACGUUUAAGGGAGACUGUCAUCAAACUAAGAGAUGUCUUAACUUUAGAGAAACAACAGUCGUUGAAAGCCUUUAAAGAGUUGGAAACUAAUUCCUCGGAAAUAUUAGAGUUGCGCAAAACGAAAGAACUCUUAACACAACGCUGUGAUGUUAUGGAGACUCAUAUUCUAGAUCUGAGAGAACAAGUAGAUGCUGCCUUGGGUGCCGAAACCAUGGUGUCCAAUUUAGCUAAUGCUAAGCUAGAGUUAGAGGAAAGAGUACGCUUGCUAGAAGAGGAGGUUAACGAGCUGGAGGCUUUAGAGGAGAUACAUGAACAAUUGAUCGAAAGUAAUCAGGAUUUGGAGCGUGAUCUAAGAGAAGAAAUAGAAAUGUUAAAUACCAAUAUAAGGACACUACAACAGGAAAAGGAUACUGCCUUGGAAACGGUAUAUGAAAGAGAUUGUACUAUUAUGAAAUUUCGGGCAUUAGUGAAAACCCUUAAUGAAAGGGAACAGCUAAGAGAACAGGUUAAUUUGACUACACAAGCCUCGACCACAGCCACGGUUUCCACCUCGGAAGAGUUGAAUAGUAUCUCUUCUAAUCCGGAGUUUAUGCCGGGAGUAGAUUUCCAACAGGUAUUCGCCUCCACUAAAGCUUAUGGCAGGGCUUUAGAGUUACAACUCUCGUCGGUGGAUUUGAAAAUGUUGCAGUUGCAAAUCGAGUAUUUGAAAGCUUUCCUACCCGAGGAAUUGCUGUUGAGAGGGGCGGCCUAUGAUGUUAUCCUGAUUUUGAUUAUCCUACAGAGAUGCAUGGAGAAAAUCGAUAUUGUGUGCUCGGGUAUCCAUGAGAAAUUCCCGGCUUCUUGUGAAUUUGGUCGGGAUGCCAUAUUUGAAGGUUAUUCAGUCCAUCGCUUUGCCUUUCGUACACGUUGCUUGUAUCUUUUGCGUUCUCUUAAGAUGAUUCUGCUGCAAUUGGAGUUCGCCUUGAAUCACUGUGACUAUGAGAUUUGCACUCAUGCCGCCAUCUAUCGAGGGGAAAUGGAAACGCAAGAGAAACAUCUAGAUGAAGUUUUAAAAUUGCUUAAGAAAGGUUUACUCGAUGAGAACUCUCCGGUUGAGGGCUUGGAGCGUGCCGCCAGUUUCUUUAAUACUUUGCUUAACAAUCUCUUUGCUUCGCAAAAUCUCGGUGAGCUAUUGGAUGAACAGAAACUGUAUGUUAGUCUUAUAGAGGUCUAUGAUGUGGCCUUGGAUUGUGUUAAUACGCAUGCGGGUUUGUUGUACACUAUUAUCCAACUAGGAGAUGAGCACACGGAUUCCUUUUGCAGCAUGCAGUUUCUUAUGGAACAUGCGCGCUCCUUUAAAAUGCAGCUUAAACAGUUACAGCGCAAAUUGCCCACCAAAUCGGUUAGCUACAGCACUCUUCAAUGGCCUCAAUUGCAAAGGCUUCACGAACGCAAUGAUCAUUUGGGCAAACUUAUCGAAUUGCUUUCCUCUACGGCGCGUGAAGCGACCAAAGACAUUGCCAAUUCCUCGAAAACUGAGAAUACCAAUGAAAUAGCCAUUGACCAUGAACGUUUGUGGCGUAUUGUAAAUUUGAAUUGCAAUAAAUUGGCUCCCGAAGCUUUUCAGCGUUCGCCCGUAGAGUUCUUCCACAACUCGGUCCUAAUACUCCAAGAACAACUCGAUGAAUUCCAACAAUUUAUCAAAGAAAGUGAACAGGCUUUAACCAUUAAUCUCAACACUCUUUAUGUGCGUUCCAAUGAGGUCACCAUCCUACAGCAGGCUAAGGAAAUGAAGAAACAUUACGAUGAAACCAAACUCUUGCAACAUCAACUUUCCGAAAGGGAAAAAGAUAUCAAAACGCUUAAAUUUAAAGCAAAAUUAAAAGACAACGACUUUUCCGAAUUGCAAAUAAGACGUGACAUGGCCGAGAAGAAUCUGCAAAAGCAACAGCAAGAACACGAACAACUAUUGCAAUUGGUAUCGGAAAAAAUGGAAGAACUACUCGAGGGUCUUCAACAGCAACAAAUCAAAUUUUUAACAUCACUACAGAACAACAACGACAAGCUUUUACAGCUCGAGAAAGCUCAAGAAAAUCUUAAACUAUGUUUAGCUUCCAAUAAUCAAACUCUAAGCUCCUGUUCGCAUGAGGCUCUCAAAGAGAUCGAAAGUUUAACGCAAUGCAUACGCUAUCAUCGUCAGGAGAAUAUAACGUUACAAUCAAAAUAUUUAAAAACAGAAUUUCUUAAACUAGAUCCCCUCCAUGUACCCCAAAGGGUUUCACAAUCACCCCAAGAACUUAAGACCCUUAGCAAAGAUUUGCAACACUUAAAGAAAACUUGGCUUUUAGGUUAUAUCGCUCUGCCUCAGAGUCCCUCAAAAAACGAAGUCGAGCAAAAUGCUCAACAGCUGACGCAACACAUCUUAUCUCUCUAUUAUCGUACACAUCCACAUCGACAGAUUCUAAGCGAUUUCGGACAAUUUGGUACAUCUGAAGUUAAGGAAUUAUUUAAAUAGUUCCAAACGGUUUUCUACGCAAAAUAGUUUAAAUUACAUUUUGAUGAUAAAAAGAAAAACAUGAUAGUAGUUAUUUAAUAAUUAUAUGAUAAUAAUCUUUAAAACAAAUAGUUAAUAAUUAUUUCUACUUAAUCUUUACAGAAAUAAUAGAUGUUUAAAACUUAAACUUGUUCAAUCUACAACUAUUCCAAGUCGAACUGUCUUCCUAAGAAGGACAUCACAAAACUAACUUUCAAAGAAGUCGAUUUUAUAAAAAGAAAACGAUCCAAACUAUAGUUCCAAAGAAGAUUAUUAAGAAGACACUUUUCAGACAAGAGCUAACUUCGCCAAGAAGACACUUUUCUAAAACCAAAUUUACAUCAAAGAAGAUACUUUUCUAUCUUAAAACUGACAUCUUGAAACGACCCAAACUAAGGUUCCAAAGAAGAUUAUUAAGAAGACACUUUUCAAAACGAAAUCUUACUUUCCCAAGAACACACUUUUCUAAAACAAAGUUUACAUCGAAGAAGACACUUUUCUAUCUUAAAACUGACAUCGCCAAGAAGACAAUUUCAAAAUAGAAACUAUCUUCCAAAAUGAAGAAAGUUUUCUAAACAGAAAUCUUUUUCAAGAUUACAUUUCCAUGCACAAAACUGUAUUCUUCCACAAGACAGUUUUCUAUAAGAAAACAAUCUACACAAUAAACUGUCUCCCUAAGAAGACACGUUUUUAUAAGAAAACCAUCUUCCUAAGAAGGCACUCCCUUCUAAGAAAACAGUUUAAAACAGUUUUCUUAAAGAAAAGUUACUUCUAAAGUCAUUUUUCGUAUAGAAAAGUGUCUUUUCAAGACAGUUUCCUUAUAGAAAAGUAACUUCUAAAGACAGUUUCGUAUAGAAAAGUAACUUCUAAAGGCAGUUUUCUAAUUAAAAAGUUUUAAAACAGUUUUCUUAAAGAAAAGUUACUUCUAAAGACAUUUUCGUAUAAAAAAGUGUCUUCUUAAGACAGUUUCUGUAUAGAAAAGUAACUACUAAAGACAGUUUCCGUAUAGAAAAGUACCUUCUAAAGACAGUUUUCUAAUUAAAAAGUUUCUUCUUAUAACAGUUUUCUUAAAGAAAAGUUACUUUUUACGACACUUUUCGUAUAGAAAAGUGUCUUCUUAAUACAGUUUCCAUAUAGAAAAGUAACUUCUAAAGAAAGUUUCCGUAUAGAAAAGUAACUUCUAAAGACAGCUUUGUCUUCUUAUAACAGUUUUCUUAAAGAAAAGUUACUUCUAAGGACAGUUUCUGUAUUGAAAAGUUACUUCUAAAGACAGUUUCUGUAUAGAAAAGUGUCUUCUUGAGACAGUUUUCGUAUAGAAAAGUGUCUUGUUAAGACAGUUUUCGUAUAGAAAAGUGUCUUGUUAAGACAGUUUUCGUAUAGAAAAGUGUCUUGU